Molecule: messenger RNA, 3084 nt
Organism: Daktulosphaira vitifoliae (grape phylloxera)
Lineage: Eukaryota; Metazoa; Arthropoda; Insecta; Hemiptera; Phylloxeridae
Product: ankyrin-1-like
Exons: 5
Coding region: 182-1999 (605 amino acids)
Molecular function (GO): protein binding
Source: RefSeq, a predicted model, not a curated record
GAAACGCACACAGGCCGGCAGUUAAUGAUAAGUGGCCGGUGUGUUAGUACUAUCUAUUUAUGUUGCCGCGCAAUCGGAUUUUACAAUUCGGCAUGACGUGCAAUGACAACUGUAAAUUUAGUCGUCAAAACCCCGUGAGUGCAACGAGUUGCCGCCGGUGACCAUUAGAACCGUGUGGGAGAUGUGCGUUUAUUAUUACCGUAAGCGAGCUGGGUCCACCGCAUUCGCCCCAUUGGACCUGCGGAAGGCUAUCGAACGCGGUCACUACGACGCCGUCAAACGAAUGAUCACGUGGAACAGAUACCUUAUGCACUGUCCUUCCGGUCGAACGGCCGACUAUCCAAUUCACGUGGCCGUGCAAACGGGUAACCAGAGAAUCGUCAAGCUGCUCUUGAACAGAGGAGCCGACCCCAACGUAAGAAAUGCGCAUCGUAAGACUCCUAUGCAUCAAUGCAUUUUGCACUGUCGAAAUCACAUUAUCGGACUGCUCGUCGGUCACGGCGCCGACUUGGACGUGACCGACGGCUCCAACAACACGCCGUUAGACUUGGCUACGUUAAUGAACGAAAAACGAUGUUUGGACUUGAUGUUAAAUUACGAAAUCCCAAAAGGUGUUCUGAACAAAGCAUUUUUCAAAGCUGCAUCUCAAGACAACACGGUGCUAAUGAACAAGUUGCUGAAUCGCGGCGCUGAGAUCGAGUACAGAGACGAAGUGACGGGUUUCACAGCUCUUUUGAUGGCCAUGAAAAGUAAACACGUUAGAGCCACACAACUGCUAUUGGAAAAAGGAGCUGAUCCGAUGGUGCACGAUUUCUUUAGGUGGACAUGUCUGCAUUUUGCUGUUUACUAUCAAUUCCCAAACCGUAUAUUGGUAGCUAUUAUGCAGAACUGUACUAAAAAACUUAUCGACUUCAAAACAUGCAAUCAAGAAACCGCGUUGCACUUGGCUGCGAAGAGGGGCAACGAAACGGCGGCGUUCGUACUGCUCCGUUCCGGUGCUUCGGUGAACGGACUGGAUUGUCGAUCCCGCACCCCGUUGCUUACCGCCUUGCAUUGGCAAAAUGAGACAGUGGCCCGGUUCAUCAUCUACUCCGGGGCCAACGUGAACCGAGUACCCGGGUCCAUCCAAACGCCUCUGCAUGCCGCGGUGGCCCGCAACAAUCUGUCCCUCGUCCAGCUAAUGCUAGAACACGGUGCCAAAGUCGUGGACUUGAAAAACGACGAUCUCGACUGGACAGUCAUACACUCCGCGUGUGAAACCGGCGAUUUAAAUAUGUUGGCGUGUUUGUUGGAACAUAGUGAUCCGGAGAUGUUGGCCGCUUUGCACUGUGGUCGUCGCCCGAAACCACCACUGCUUGUAGCCGCGACUCGAGGCCAUUCGGGCGCUGUUAAAGCUUUGUUGGCGCGCGGCGUCGACAUCAACACUCGGUCGAAAGACAACGAAACGGUAUUGCACGCCGCCGUAAGAGCUAACAACGCGUCGUUGGUGGAGCUCCUGUUGAACGCCGGUGCCUGUAUCGACGCUCGAAAUUCGUUGACCGCUUCACGUCCGCUCGACAUAUCAGUGUACACCUGGGGACGGCGGGUCACAAUCACCGCACAUCUCGUGCACUCGGACCGCAUGGCCAAAGCCGUAGUUCGGCACGACGUAGACACCGUAUCGUUCUUAUUGUCUUGUGGCGUCUCGCCCAACAUGACGACUGAAGCGUACGGGUCGCCGUUGCACGUGGCCGUGAGACAUCGUCGGUACGAGAUGAUGGCCACCAUAUUGUCGUCCGAUAGGAGUCGCACCACCAUCCGACACAACGGCGUCACACCACUCGACUACGCCACCGACAUGGGUGACACAAGGGCCGUCAAGAUGUUGUUGUGGAAGAACAUGAGACGCAGUAGACACUCGAGUUUGAUCAGAACGAACGCCAAAAAGAUGACGGACAAUAAAAAAGCGUCCAGGGCGUUGCCCAAACAGGGAGACAGCCCCAGACGUACUUCUAUUUGACAAUGUAAUUAUUAAUAGGGGGGGGAGAAGACAAGCCUUUUGUUUUGCUAUCUUAAUAUUAUUAAGGUAAAUCAGAAGUUAGGUUUAUCUUUUUUAUUUUUCAUUCAACAAUUAGUUAUGUAGACCUUUAGAGACGACAAAUGACUAAUGAUUUGAUCCUUUUUAUUCGAUUCGUUUUUCAUUUUCUUCUAAUUUUUAAGUUGUUUUAUUCAUUUGAAUUGGGCAGUUGCCGAUAUUUAAUUUAUUUCAUCUCAUUAUUAUUAUUAUUAUUAUUAUUUUAUCAACUAGCGUUAUUUUUAAAUGUUUUGUACAGUGUUAACAUAAAUGUUCAUUUUUGAGGUUUAAUUGCGCAGCGAGAUGAUAUUUCUAGAAAUAUGUUGCGUUUAGACUUAUAUUAUUAUAAAAAUGACAAAAAAAAAAAUAAUACUAACCAAAGUAUGCGACUGUGAUUUAUUUUAUAUGCUAUUUUAAUUUAACUAGACCUAUGACCAAGGCCUAACAUAACAUUUAACGUUUUUAUUCUUUUGUAAAAUUGUUAUUGCAUUAUGAGUUAUGACCAUAAUAAUAAAACCUUAUAUCUCAGAAAAAUGUUGAACUAAACAAUAAUAUUAAUGUUUAAAACAAUAAAAUAAUGUACAAAAUUAUUUGUUCCAAGUUAUAUGUAUUAAAUUAUUUCAUUUUACUUGCUUUCGCCAAUCCGUACAAUAUGACAACAAAAGUUAAAAAUAGUUUUUUGUAUACCAUAUACAUUUUAUAGUGACUUAAUUAGUUAAAGCUUUUUUGUUGUUUCGGCGUUAAGAUACUUGAAUUAUGCAGAGAUAAUCAAGUCAUUAUAAAAAAAAAAAUUAUAUCUGGUUUCGAUUAAACAUUGUUUUAAUAAAAAUUUCCUAUGAAAAGUGUUGUGCCCCAACACCCCAAAAUACAGUUUUUAAAUUAAGAUAAUGUUUCAGUAUAUAAAAAAAACAGUAAGAAUAAAACUACUUAAUAUUUGUGUGUUGAUAAUAUUUCAUAAUUGUUUCAAAACUAACGUUACGUUUUUCACUGUAAAAAUUUUUGUUCUAAAAUAAAUAUAAAUCUUUUAAAAA